CUUCAUUUGUGACGGAAGCCGACACACUGCGGCUCUCCAGAGAGUGAAUGGUGAAAGCUCCGAGACUUGAGUCGCUGUCUUCGCAAAGCCCAUGGCAAGCUGCGUUAAGUCCGAUUUCCCAUGUAUGUCCUGUUGGGUUGUUAUUAAAGAGCCCGUCGUGCUGCUGUGCAGUCACAGCUUCUGUCGUGCGUGUGUGCAACAGUGGUGGGAGGAGAAAGGUGAUAGUUCGUGUCCAGUCUGUGGGAAAAAGUCUCGAUCAGUGGAUCCACCCCGAAACAUGUCGCAGAAUGUGUUUCAGACCCUUCCGCAAGCCUCGGUGGCUUCAGAGGACAUCUGCAGCUUGCACAAAGAGAAACUUACGCGCUUCUGUUCGGAGCACAAUGAGCCGGUGUGCCUCCGAUGCAAAGAUGAACAAAUCCACGCUGGCCACAAAUUCCAUCCCAUCAAUAAAGUUGCGAAAAGUCACAAAGACAAACUCCAGGAGGGCCUGCGGGAUGCGAAGAAAAGGCUGAACGAUUACAAUGAGAUCAGGACUGGCUGCGAUGAAAACGCGGCAUAUAUCAAGACCCAAAGGGAGCAGGUGGAAAACCAGAUUAAGAAGGAUUUUGCGGAGCUUCGCCACUUCCUUCAAGUCGAGGAGAAGGCCAGGUUGUCUGCCGUGAAGGAGGAAGAGCAGAAGAAGACUCGGGCGGUAAAGGAGAAGUUAAAGGCACUCGACAAAGAGAGGGCCGCUCUCUCCGACACGAUCAGGAGCGCAGAGGCACUGCUGAAGUCGGACCCCGUUUUCUUCCUGAAGAACUUCAAGACGGUGAUGACCCGAAUCCAGAAGCUGCCCGACAGGCCCGAGCAACUCCUACGCGGCGCUCUACUGGACGAAGCCAAGCACGUGGGCAAUCUCAAGUUCAGCGUGUGGGAAGGAAUGAAAGAGAAGGUGUCCUACAGUCCCGUCAUUCUGGACCCAAACACGGCCCACCCAGCUCUCAGCUUAUCUGGAGAAAUGACCAGCGUGAGUUUUGGAAAAGGACAGCCGCGUCCAAGCAACCCCGAGAGGUUCAAGCGCAGCAAUGUGCUCGGUUCCGCUUUGGCCACGGGAACGCACACGUGGGAUGUGGAGGUGGGCGACAACGCUGACUGGGAAGUCGGCGUGGCGUGGGGGGACCCUUGCUCCCCAGACGCCAUGCAAACGAGAACCAUCGCCUUUUGUUCCGGCGAAUACAAACAGUUUGAUGGCCGGUUCGGUUCCUGGCAUCCGCCUGUGAAACUGCAGAGGAUCAGACUUAACGUGGACACUAAAAAAAAAUCGCUUUCAUUCUCCGAAUCGCUCACAAACAAGGAAUUGUGCAAAACCAACCAUUGGCCACCUGUAGCUGGCAACGUGAAAAUGUUUCCUUACUUUCGUACAAGGGAUAAAAAUCCUCUGAAAAUAAUUCCACUCGCACGUCGUGUUACGACUCAAAAUCUGUGUUGAUGUUGGAGAUGUUUUGUGCCCACAUUUGUCAACAGUCAUUUUGUAUUAAGUCUUAUUACCCACUCGAAUGGGUACUUCACAUCGAUUCACAUCAAGAAACAAACAAGCAAAUUACAAUUAAGAUUGCCCAACAACAUUUCAAGGACUCUUAUCAUAGUGUCUCGUUGUGGUUUGCCAAAAUCCAAUAAAUCCUAAGUACCGUGAAGUGCAGUA
Hippocampus comes (tiger tail seahorse) is the source of this 1681-nucleotide messenger RNA. Its product is annotated as tripartite motif-containing protein 35-like. NCBI's taxonomy places the organism in Eukaryota, Metazoa, Chordata, Actinopteri, Syngnathiformes, Syngnathidae. Bases 92 to 1468 code for a protein of 458 amino acids. Gene Ontology annotation, molecular function: zinc ion binding. The record is from RefSeq and is a predicted model, not a curated record. The transcript has a single exon.